Propithecus coquereli (Coquerel's sifaka) is the source of this 408-nucleotide messenger RNA. RefSeq names its product cytochrome P450 2C18-like. The transcript has 3 exons. Gene Ontology annotation, biological process: xenobiotic metabolic process. The coding region runs from base 66 to 344 and encodes 92 amino acids. Gene Ontology annotation, cellular component: intracellular membrane-bounded organelle; cytoplasm. NCBI's taxonomy places the organism in Eukaryota, Metazoa, Chordata, Mammalia, Primates, Indriidae. The record is from RefSeq and is a predicted model, not a curated record. Gene Ontology annotation, molecular function: oxidoreductase activity, acting on paired donors, with incorporation or reduction of molecular oxygen, reduced flavin or flavoprotein as one donor, and incorporation of one atom of oxygen; heme binding; iron ion binding.
UGCAUCUUGCUUCCACUUUGCAGUACUCAAAAGUCUAUGGCCCAGUGUUCACUCUGUAUUUUGGCAUGAAGCCUAUAGUGGUGUUACAUGGAUAUGAAGCAGUGAAGGAAGCCCUGAUUGAUCAUGGAGAGGAGUUUUCUGGAAGAGGCUUUUUCCCAAUUAAUGAAAGAGCUAGUAAAGGACUUGGAAUCAUUUUCAGCAAUGGAAAUAGAUGGAAAGAGAUCCGGCGCUUCACCCUCAUGACCCUGCGGAAUUUCGGGAUGGGGAAGAGGAGCAUUGAGGAACGUGUCCAAGAGGAGGCCCGCUGCCUUGUGGAGGAGUUGAGAAAAACCAAGGGUGGGUGACUCUCUACUCUGUAUCACUGACCUCUACAGACUGCUGUCUUCUCUAGCGACAUCCUUGGGCACA